GAUAUCUUUGAUUAAGGAAUCAUCUGAACAACCGUCAACAGUUGCCUUCAAGGAUCCAUCUCUUCGAGCGGGUCAUAUUGUGUCAGCUAAAAAAAAGCCCAAAAGCCCAAAUGCCAUCAGGAAACAUAAGAAAGCCAGCAGAAUUAAAGAUAAAGAGGUCAAAUCGGAAAGCAGCAAACAUGAAAAACCCAGACAUAAAAUUGUCAAGAAAACCCAACAUCACAAAAAUAGAGUAAUGCAGACAUCUUUCUCUGAAAAAGGAAGCGAUAUCUCACUCAAUGAGACACCACCUUUAGAACUUGAUCGUGCUAAGUCACCGGCCUUUGCUAUCGUGGAAAUUGAAAAAAAAAGUUUGUCCCCAGACACUAAGCCGUUAGCCUCACGUCUAAGAAUAGCUAUGGGAAAGUCAAGCCAGAAUCUGCUUACAAAAGCAUCGUCCAGCACGGUCUCUAAAAUAACAUCAGGCUCAUCAAGGGCAGACCUGAAGCCACUGCCAAAAAUUGCUAAAAAACAUGGGCCACAUUUGAAAAGCCAUAAAACAAUGACCAAGCAGUCUGGCCAUAAAGAGAGAGUUGAAAAGCACAUGUCUAUUUUCGGAACUGAAAAGCGCGUGUCCAUUUUUGGAACUGAAAAGCGGGAAAGCCAAGGACGCAAAGACUCAAAUUUUACCACUCCAAAAGGAAUUAUAACCAAGAAGAAUCACCAGAUAAGGUAACAAUUGCGCACCAUACAUUUGGAUAUUUUUUUCAAAUUAAUAUACAAAUCAUUGUUGGGGUUCCAGUUAUUUUAAUUCUAUUAAAAAUAAUCAUAGAUCAAAAUUUAAAUUUUUUAAAAAGUCACCUAAAUAUCAAAGCAGUGAACCAAACAGCCCAUGUAUUAUUUAAUUGGUCUUUUUUCUGUAGAUUUAGUUUAAGGCCAAACUAUAAAUUAUCUCUAUUUUUGUUCGAAAUGUUUGUAAAGUGUUUUAAAAGUUUCAUGGUUUUAAUCUGUUUUAUUUUCCAAAAUGCAACAUCCAAAAAGGGUAAUGAAGACUUUGAAAAUCAAGGAAGCUAAUAAAGGUAAAAGAAGAUAAUAUAUUUGUCAAUUGAACACAUUUUCACACAAGUUUAGAACAAGUGGAAAUUGUGAACACACUGUGUGGCUUAGCCACAUAUUGUCUCAAAUUUGAGCUGUUUGAUCUAACCAUUUCUUUCACAAUUGCUCAUUUAAAAACAUUCACAUUGAUAACUUGUUUUUAAAUGAUAAAUUGAUAGUGCUGUAUCUGUCUGUCAAAGCUCUGGUCUCCAAGUCUCAUUUUUACACUGUCAUUCGAGAAGGCAUUUAAAAAGAAAUGUUGACUCCAAAACCAAACGUAAACUACAUGCAUAAUCCUAAAUUGUUCACACUUGAGCAAAACUACUUCAGCUCAAGAGAUAUCAGGAAAUUCAACGACCUAAGGACCAUUUCUUUAAAACUGAAAUCUUAACAGCAGUGGACUAAAGUUGAUAGCUACACAUUACCCAUCCUUACUUCUCUGAAUAAUACAUGCUACUCUUUUCACUUUGUGUUCGGCAUACCUAUGCUAUAACUGAAAUACCUUCAUAAGCUUUUUAAGUUGACCAAAUCUGGGAAACAAAAUAAAUCUUCAAAUAUGGAAUAGCAAAGAAGAAAGAGUAACAAUGAUGUACAUAAUUAAGAGAUUUGAAUCUUUAAAUGCAUAAUUCUCAAAGCUAGCUAUUCCUCAACUAAGGUCAUACUUUUUUUCUUCUUUAAAUUUCCCUCUCUGACAUUUUCAAAUAAUCUAUUCUAUAUGCUAUUCCCACUCUGCCCUAAAUUCCCUUAAUUAUUUACAUUAUUUUAAUUUUCACAGACGGCUUUCAUGACACGGCAGAUUACAAAAGUGUUUCAGAGACUGCCAGGUACUCGUGUACUUUUAAAUACAGUUUCAUUAUUAAUUUUUGAAUAUAUGUAGCCGAGUGGAUGACGUAGCUUACAGUUUAAAUGAAAUCACAAUAAAACAAUCAGGUCUGAGAACUAUAGCUUUUAAUGUAAAAGGUACAAUGCGUUGACAGAGCCGACAGGAAAAUCUCUCACACCUGCCAUCGACCCGACGCAUCCGUUCCACACCACAAUCUCAAAAAUGUACACACCUCAAGUCCCAGUUCGCCCCCCUCCCACACACACACACAGUCACAGGGAACCCGCGUCCGAGCUGACCAUGGGUCAACCCCGUAGCAGGGAUGGUUAUUCCCGCGUCUAAAUAACCUACAUAAAAUUUAAGGCCAGUACACGGCUGAGUGUUACGUUGAAUGACCAUGGAUAAUGGAUGUGUACGUGCACUAUGACUAUGAGAGUGGCUUCUCUUAUAUAGUGGCACAUUGCCACAUAUAGAUACAUAAAUCAAUUGAGCGGUUCAACCUUAUGCUAGGCCAGGAAAAAAAAAUGAAAGUACCGCUCAGCUUGUGAUCCACCAUUCAAUCAUUGAAAUGUUUUGUAUUUUUUUAAACCACACACAGAAACCAGAACAGAAGAAAAAAAUUUGUUGCAACCCGCCACUAGUGGGGUUUCAAUUUUAUUGAACAGAAUCACAUCAUGAGGCUUCAUCUUUCCAAAGUUGUGCUACCCUUAAAAGAUUGUAAAAUUAAUUAAAUAAGCAGCUGUUGAAUGUAAUUAUUUUAUUAUUCAGGAAGCUUCCCCUAUUACAUUCAUUGCAUUACUUUACCUUUAGUUUGAACACUGGUAAUACAGUUAGCUACACACUGUGUGCCAUGUCUUACCAAGCCCACUCAGAAUGACAGAUGAGGCAUCAUUAGCUUUUCAUUUCAAAGUUUAAGAAGUAACAUUUAAAACCUAGCUAUUAAAAAAAUUAGAUGUGUGUUGUUGAUUUUUUAAACAGUAAAUAAAGGGAAUGAAGAUUUGAUAAAUUCUAAAUUAUUUUCUUACUUGGCAUUUAUAAAUCUUUCAUGGAAAAUACUGAGCAUAUUAUCAUUUUAUUAAACUUGAAACUUUUUUUUUUCUUUUUUUAAGCCUUAUUAUUUGUUUAAUAAAAAACAUGUUUUCAUUCAUAUCAGUUGUUUGUUUUGAUAUUAGCAGUUUUACAUUCUAUUAAAUUAUUACUUUGACACACUCACUUCCUUCAGCUCCACAUCAGUUAGGCCAGCUACUGGGGAUCAAAGUAAGUCAGUAGAUUUAGACGUGACAGUUAAUUAUUAUUUAACAUUUUAUCUGGGUUGGGGUGGGGACUGCAUUGUUAGUAAAGACAUGCAUUUCCAAAUUUCAUAAAUUUGUCUGGGCAACACGUCACCUCUUGAACUGGUUGUCAUUAGAUUGUUGAAACCUUUUUCCCUACUCCCCCAAGCUUCCAAAUUUGUUUUUAUAGAUCAGUUCCAUGUCCUCAGAUGAUAAUGAAAACAGUUCAGUGGAUUCCAGUGUUCAAGAACAUCUGCCAGCUAUUACAGAGAGCAAAGCUGGAAGGUACUGA
Molecule: messenger RNA, 3460 nt
Organism: Lymnaea stagnalis (great pond snail)
Lineage: Eukaryota; Metazoa; Mollusca; Gastropoda; Lymnaeidae
Source: the annotation of a GenBank genome assembly